Penicillium samsonianum is the source of this 1443-nucleotide messenger RNA. RefSeq lists its product as uncharacterized. The record is from RefSeq and is a predicted model, not a curated record. Bases 1 to 1443 code for a protein of 480 amino acids. NCBI's taxonomy places the organism in Eukaryota, Fungi, Ascomycota, Eurotiomycetes, Eurotiales, Aspergillaceae. The transcript has a single exon.
AUGUCGGCAGAAAGUCCUGGCAAGAAGAAUAGCUUCAAGUCAUUUUUCGCUAAUGCAUUGCGUCCCAAGAAAUCCCGCCAAACCCUCCGCAAGGGCAGAUCGACCACAGACCUGCGGCUGGCCGCGCAACCCAGUGUCGAGGAAGCCCCCCCAAUGCCAGAGCUGGCUCCAUUGCAUGCCCAUAGACUCAAAUACAGGGAAUUGCACGCGGAAGUGGACUCUCAAUUGGGUGAGCGAAGGGACUACACCGAAAUCAUCCAUACGCUAGGCACAUUUGACGUCAACGAAAUCAACCCUCCAACCUACGAUCACAAUGAACGUCGACCCCCAGGCGAGGGCGACAUAGCAAGUCUCCCACCAAAGCUAUGGGCGCAAAUAUCAGGAUACCUGAAUCCCGCCGAAGCAGCAAGCCUAGCAAUCGCCAGCAUCACAUUAUACCGAAGACUAGGCCCAAGAUACCUCAUGGCUCUUAACCACCCAGACAACCACACCCACAAAAUCAACUUCCUCUCCGGCAUCGACAUCACCCUCCCGCACCACCUUCUCUGCUUCCCCUGCGUACAAUACCACAGACGGACACAAGAAGGCACCGAACGCAUCCGCCCAAGCCACGUCCUAAACCCGCUCUUCAACUGCCCAAAUUCAACAAACGUUCUCAAACCCCCACCCCGCCACCGCAUAACCCACGGCCGCAAUCUGCCCUUCACAUUCGUGCAACUAGCCAUGCGCGCCCACCGCUUCGGCCCCAGCUACGGGCUAGCCCCAGACGCGCUCGGUCGACGCUGGCAGCGCGAUGACUGGUCGCACUCAUCCCGCUUCCAUAUUAACGAAGGCAAGCUCCUAAUGCGCGUCACUAGCCAGACCUUCGCGGCGCCGGCUCUCACGCCGUCCGCGCAGCGCAUGCUCCUGUACUCGCGCGAAGACUACUGUCCGUACUUUAGCGCGUGCGCGCACUGGAAGGACGGCGAGCUCAUGCCGGUGUGUAAGUGUGCGCUGGAGCAUAUCCCGCGGCCGCGGAGUAGUGGCGGGUUGCAAGGGCUCGAGCACAAGGUGAAGGACCGGAUUGCGGGGCAGGUGUUUGAUCCGAAUGCGCUGACGACGCUGUGUGGGUUUUGUCGGCCGAUGCGGAGGUGUCCUGAGUGUCCGACUGAGUAUUUGAUUGAGGUUAAGAUGAGUGAGGAUCUGGUGGAUCGAAGGUUCAAGCAGUGUAUUGUUGUUACGCGGUGGAGUGAUCUUGGAGAUGGGACUACGCCUGGUGGGAUUGAGUGGGGGGCUAUUAAUGGGGAGAGAGAUGAUUUUGAUUCUUUUGGGCAUUAUGCUAAGCGUGGGAUUGCGAGUAUCUUUGAGGCGGCUUUUACUGCGGAUACGCUUCCUGGGCAGCGGGUUGUUUCGCUGAAUCCGAAGAAGAAGAAGCUUGGAGAGGAGGGGGAUAAGUGGUAUUAG